Talaromyces rugulosus is the source of this 666-nucleotide messenger RNA. RefSeq lists its product as uncharacterized. Gene Ontology annotation, molecular function: oxidoreductase activity. NCBI's taxonomy places the organism in Eukaryota, Fungi, Ascomycota, Eurotiomycetes, Eurotiales, Trichocomaceae. The record is from RefSeq and is a predicted model, not a curated record. The transcript has 2 exons. The coding region runs from base 1 to 666 and encodes 221 amino acids.
AUGACGAACUUUAAAAUCGACAUUGUUUCGGAUACUGUUUGUCCUUGGUGUUACGUUGGCCAUCGACGUCUCUCCAAAGCCAUUGCGCAACACACCCAGUCCAAUCCCGCUGACACCUUCUCCAUCGCAUGGCACGCUUUCUACCUCAACCCGGACGGCGCGCCGUAUCCAGGUGUCAACAAACGCGAAAUGUACGAGACCAAAUUCGGCGGGUCGCAGCGCGUCAAUGCCAUGUUCUCGAGACUGAGCGCCGUCGGUGCCGCUGAGGGCAUCAACUUUGCCUAUGGCGGAAACACCGGCAAGACCAAGGACUCGCAUCGUCUGGUGUAUUUGACCGGCAAAAAUUAUGGCGUCGAGAAGCAAGGCAAGGUCGUGGAGGCUUUGUUCAAGGCGUACUUUGAGGAAGAGAAGAAUAUCACCGACAAGGCCGUCUUGUUACAGGCAGCCACCGAGUCCGCAGCUCAGCUGCCCAAGGAUGUUGUGCAGGGCUGGUUGGAUUCCGAUGAGGCUGGCAAGGAGGUUGAUCGCGAAGCAAACGAGGCCAAGGCCAAGUUUGUCACAGGUGUCCCCAAUUUCACUAUCCAGGGGAAAUAUGUCGUUGAGGGCGCAGAGGACCCAUCACAGUUCUUGGAAGUUUUCGACCAGGUCAAGCGCGAUGAAAAGUAA